AUGGAGGGAGAGAUCGUAGCCGACGGCGACGUUGAAGUUGGGAAAGCAGAUUAUGCCACAGAACGAGUGUUCAGGCGAAAAACCCCCACCGCCGCCGUCGACUUGGUGUGUAUGCCGGUGUGUGCGUGUGCGAGACCGGUCGGACCGGAAUUCGUCAACGGAGCACUCAUGCUGCCUUUACCAGACUUCAACACACGCACCUUCACGUUCCGUUAA
Haemonchus placei is the source of this 216-nucleotide messenger RNA. The record is from the annotation of a GenBank genome assembly. Lineage: Eukaryota; Metazoa; Nematoda; Chromadorea; Rhabditida; Trichostrongylidae.